AUGGGUGUCUACCGCAUCCGCGUGUCCACUGGGGACUCGCUCUAUGCGGGCUCCCUCAAUCAGGUCCAACUGUGGCUGGUGGGCCAGCACGGGGAGGCGGCCGUCGAGACACGCCUGCGGCCGAUGCAGGGCAAGGAGGAGGAGUUCAAAGUGGACUUGUCGGAGUACCUGGGGCCUCUGCUCUUCGUGAAACUGCGCAAACGGCGCCUCCUUCAGGAUGACGCCUGGUUUUGCAACUGGAUCUCCGUGCGGACCCCUGGGAGCAGCGGGGAUGAGUUCAGGUUCCCCUGUUAUCGCUGGGUGGAGGGCGAUGGAAGUGGGAAGAAGAUGCCUAAUUUCCAUGACAGCCCUUACCAUCCUCUCCCCCGCAUCCAGGGACACACCCUGUUUGAAGCUGACUUCUCUCUGCUGGAUGGGAUCAAGGCCAAUGUUAUUCUGUGUAGCCAGCAGCACCUGGCAGCUCCCCUGGUGAUGCUGAAGCUGCAGCCUGAUGGGAAACUCUUGCCCAUGGCCAUCCAGCUCCAGCUGCCAAGCUCAGGAUCUCCCCAUCCACCACUCUUCCUGCCCACAGACCCCCCAAUGGUCUGGCUCCUGGCCAAAUGCUGGGUCCGGAGCGCAGACUUCCAGCUUCAUGAGCUACAGUCUCAUCUUCUGAGGGGACACUUGAUGGCUGAGGUGUUUGCUGUGGCCACCAUGAGGUGCCUGCCAUCGGUCCAUCCUAUCUUCAAGCUUAUGCUUCCCCACCUGCGGUACACCAUGGAAAUUAACCUCCGGGCCAGGACCGGGCUGGUCUCUGACUUAGGAGUUUUUGAUCAGGUGGUGGGCACAGGUGGAGGGGGCCACGUGCAGCUGCUCCAGAGAGCUGGAUCCUUCCUAACCUACCGAUCAUUUUGUCCCCCUGAUGACCUGGCUGACCGGGGGCUCCUGGGAUCUCCCAGCUUUCACUUCACCCGAUCCUGGCCUCUUGCAGGGUUUCCCACAUCCUUACAGACUCGGGAGCAGGCUUGCCACUUCAUCACCAUGUGUAUCUUCACCUGCACUGGCCAGCAUUCUUCCGUUCACCUGGGCCAGCUGGACUGGUACACUUGGGUUCCCAACACACCCUGCACAAUGAGGCUGCCCCCACCCACCACCAAGGAUGCGACGCUGGAGACCGUCAUGGCAACGCUGCCCAACUUCCACCAGGCUUCUCUUCAGAUGUCCAUGACUUGGCAAAUGGGCAGACGUCAGCCCGUGAUGGUGGCUCUGGGCCAGCACAAGGAGGAGUAUUUCUCAAGUGCCGAGCCCAAGGCUGUGCUGAAGAAGCUCAGGGAGGAGCUGGCUGUGCUGGAUAAGGAAAUCGAGAUCCGGAAUGCAAAGCUGGAAAUGCCCUAUGAGUACCUGAAGCCCAGUCUGAUGGAAAACAGUGUGGCCAUCUGAGCCACAAAUAGACCCCUUAGCAGUUUGAGUCUGACCCCCUAGACCUUGCCACUCUUCCCACUCCCACUUUCCCUAAAGAGUGACUUUGUAAUUUGCCCCUCAUGGAAUAUUUGUUACCCUAGAUGCACCACCCAGGGACCUCUGUCCCCCUUCCUUGUUUCCCCUCUGACCACUGUCCUCCCUCGUUAUUCAGAUCUUCCACCUGGCACAUAAUAAAA
This is a messenger RNA of Echinops telfairi (small Madagascar hedgehog), 1637 nucleotides long. Its product is annotated as polyunsaturated fatty acid lipoxygenase ALOX15-like. The record is from RefSeq and is a predicted model, not a curated record. Gene Ontology annotation, cellular component: cytosol; plasma membrane. Bases 1 to 1419 code for a protein of 472 amino acids. Lineage: Eukaryota; Metazoa; Chordata; Mammalia; Afrosoricida; Tenrecidae. Gene Ontology annotation, molecular function: iron ion binding; arachidonate 12(S)-lipoxygenase activity; protein binding. Gene Ontology annotation, biological process: lipid oxidation; linoleic acid metabolic process. The transcript has 9 exons.